This is a messenger RNA of Aplysia californica (California sea hare), 2503 nucleotides long. RefSeq names its product DNA mismatch repair protein Mlh1. Gene Ontology annotation, biological process: mismatch repair. Gene Ontology annotation, cellular component: MutLalpha complex. Bases 156 to 2243 code for a protein of 695 amino acids. The transcript is spliced from 20 exons. The record is from RefSeq and is a predicted model, not a curated record. Gene Ontology annotation, molecular function: mismatched DNA binding; ATP hydrolysis activity; ATP-dependent DNA damage sensor activity. NCBI's taxonomy places the organism in Eukaryota, Metazoa, Mollusca, Gastropoda, Aplysiida, Aplysiidae.
UUAUUUGUUUUCAGUUUUCAGUGGCCAGCAACAGGCAGCAAACUGUGCUCAUGCUUGGUUGAAAUGCAUUAAAAAGACACUUUUUGUUAAUUUGAUGAAAACAGAGAAGUGAUCUGAAGUGAUUCCAACAAUAUUCUCUGAGAUUUGACUUCAACAUGGCUUCCGAGUCGCGACCAUCCAUAAAGCGCCUUGAUGAAGUUGUGGUCAACAGAAUAGCAGCUGGAGAGGUGAUUCAGAGGCCUGCCAAUGCCCUCAAGGAAAUGAUUGAAAAUAGUCUGGAUGCAGGGGCAACUAAUAUUCAAGUGACAGUAAAACAAGGAGGGCUGAAGAUGCUGCAGAUACAAGACAAUGGAUGCGGAAUUAAGAAAGAUGAUAUGGAAAUUGUGUGUGAAAGAUUCACAACCAGCAAACUGCGACAGUUCGAAGACCUGAACAGCAUUAAUACGUACGGUUUCAGAGGGGAGGCUCUUGCCAGUAUCAGCCAUGUAGCUCAUGUGACCAUCACUACAAGAACAGCAGACUCCAAGUGUGCAUAUAGAGGAAUGUACUCUGAUGGAAGACUCAAAGAGCCAGUGAAGCCAUGUGCUGGAAACAUGGGCACUCAAAUAACGGCAGAGGACUUGUUCUACAAUGUGUCUACACGACGGAAGGCCCUGAGAAGUCCAGCUGAGGAACAUGCUAAAGUAGUUGAAGUAGUGAGCAGAUAUGCAAUUCAUAACUGCACUGUGGGUUUUACUUUGAAAAAGCAAGGGGAGAGCAUGGCUGAUGUGAGGACACCAAGUGGCUCAACUUACGUCGACAACAUCCGGGCGAUUUAUGGCGUUUCUGUGAGCAGAGAAUUGCUCGAAGUUUCAAAAGAAGACACCAAGUUGGGUUUUGCAAUGAAAGCUCUCAUCAGCAAUGCAAACUACUCAGUUAAAAAGUCAAUUUUCCUCCUUUUUAUCAAUCACAGGUUGGUGGACUCUUCAGGCAUCCGGAAGGCACUGGACACAGUCUAUCAAGCAUAUCUACCAAAAGGAACACACCCAUUCAUUUACAUGAGUUUGGAAAUUUCCACCCAGAAUGUUGAUGUGAAUGUUCACCCCACAAAACAUGAAGUUCACUUCCUGCACGAGGAUUCCAUUAUAUCGUCAAUACAAGCUGCUGUAGAAGAAAAACUUCUCGGAGCAAAUACAUCCAGGACUUUUUUCACUCAGGCAAUGCUCCCGACUGUUAUCCCAGAUGAUGUUAAGAGAAAGGAAGAGUCAGGCAAGGAAGGCGCUGAAUCAGUGAGAGCUCAAGAUAUGGUGAGAACAGACAGCAAAGAGCAAAAAUUAGACGCUUUCCUUGGGAGGUCUGUGUCAACUCAUUCAACUAGAACACAAGAAAAAUCGAGUAACGCUAGUAGCAGCAGCACAGAAACUGCAGCAUCAAGCAAGGAAAAUGACAGUGCAGCCCCAAAAGUGAAACGGAGAGAUAUCAAACUCACCAGUGUGGCCCAGUUGAGACAAGAAAUCCGAGAUAAUGCAAGUGAAGGAAUGAGAGAGCUCCUUCAGAAUCACACCUUUGUGGGCUGUGUCAGCGAGAGCCAUGCUUUAGUGCAACACAGCACAAAGUUAUAUUUGGUGAAUACGACAACCCUGAGCAAAGAAUUGUUCUACCAGCUCCUACUGGAAGAUUUCGGGAACUUUGGAGUACUGAGAUUGUCGGAAGCAGCUCCAGUCCGAGACUUGGUGUUGCUGGCUCUGAGCUGCGACAGCAGUGGCUGGACUCCGGCUGAUGGGCCAAAAGAAGACAUGGCGGACUAUGUUGUCCAAUUUCUGGUCUCAAAGGCUUCAAUGUUGCAGGACUACUUCAGUUUGGAGAUAGACGAAAAUGGUGACUUGUUGACCCUACCGAUGUUGCUUGACCAGUAUGUUCCACCACUUGACAACCUCCCUAUGUAUAUCCUUAGGCUUGCAACAGAGGUGAACUGGGAUUCUGAGAAGGAGUGCUUCGACACGUUUUGCCAGGAAACGGCACAGUUCUACGCUUUCAAGAAGAGUCAGCUAAAUCCCACUGAGGAAGAAGAAAACAUGGAUACAGAUGAGGAAACGAAGGAGUCCUCUGCCAACAAAUCACAAGGUUGGAAAUGGACAGUAGAGCAUGUGAUAUAUUCAGCUAUCAAACAGUUUUUGCUGCCUCACACUGAUGCUGAGACUGACCGCACAAUCAUUCAGCUGGCCAAUUUGCCCGAUUUGUAUAAAGUGUUUGAAAGAUGCUGAACCUUACCAGUGAGAGCAAUGGCCUAUUGCAUUAUCUAGAAGGUCAUAUUUGAAGAUGGGCCAUUGCAGAGAAAGUUUAACAUCUUCAGUGUUUACUUUUUGGGUGUUUUGUCCAUUUUCCUCUCAGAUGAUCGAUAUUUCAUUGGACUCUCGGGCUCAUUGUUUCACAUACAGUACCCAGUAGCUGCCAAAUUAUGUGUGGCAAUUGUUUGUGUAAAUAAAUCAGUUGUAAAUAAACCAUGUAAUUUUUAUCAAUAUCA